Schizosaccharomyces japonicus yFS275 is the source of this 739-nucleotide messenger RNA. RefSeq names its product 60S ribosomal protein L15. The coding region runs from base 64 to 669 and encodes 201 amino acids. The record is from RefSeq and is a predicted model, not a curated record. Gene Ontology annotation, molecular function: structural constituent of ribosome. Gene Ontology annotation, cellular component: ribosome. Gene Ontology annotation, biological process: translation. The transcript has a single exon. Lineage: Eukaryota; Fungi; Ascomycota; Schizosaccharomycetes; Schizosaccharomycetales; Schizosaccharomycetaceae.
UACUUUUGCUUUAGACACAACUGACCAUCCCACCGGCGAACCAUCCACCACCUCCGAGACAAAAUGGGUGCCUACAAAUACUUGGAAGAGCUCGCCAAGAAGAAGCAGUCUGACGUUAACUUGUUCUUGUCGCGCGUGCGCGCCUGGGAGUACCGCCAGCUGAACGUCAUCCACCGUGCCAGCAAGCCCUCCCGUCCCGACAAGGCUCGUCGUUUGGGUUACAAGGCCAAGCAAGGAUACGUUAUUUACCGUAUCCGUGUUCGUCGUGGUGGUCGCAAGCGCCCUGUUCCCAAGGGUCAAACUAUGGGCAAGCCCGUCAACCAAGGUGUUAGCGAGCUCAAGUACCAACGUUCCCUCCGCUGCACUGCUGAGGAGCGUGUUGGUCGUCACUGUGCCAACCUCCGUGUCUUGAACUCCUACUGGGUCAACCAAGACGCUACCUACAAGUUCUACGAGGUCAUUCUUGUCGAUCCCAACCACAAGGCCGUCCGUCGUGAUCCUCGCAUCAACUGGAUCUGCAACGCCGUUCACAAGCACCGUGAGGCCCGUGGUCUUACCUCCAUUGGCAAGAAGUCCCGUGGUAUUGGCAAGGGUCACCGUCACAACCACAACCCUCAACACCGUACCUGGUUGCGUCACAACACCCUUUCUCUUCGUCGUUACCGUUAGUGAUUGUGAACAGCUGCUGUUUAUGUACAGCAAAUUGCUUUCUAAAACGAAUACAAGUGUUCGGUGGAAA